AUGGGCUGGCUCAGCUCAACCCGGCAGGACUUGUUUACUAUGGCCGAUGAUCUGGACCAGCAGCCUCAAGGCUGGCUGAGCAGCUGGCUGCCCACUUGGCGCCCCACUUCCAUGUCUCAACUGAAGAAUGUAGAAGCCAGGAUCCUCCAGUGCCUCCAGAACAAGUUCCUGGCUCGAUAUGUGUCCCUCCCAAACCAGAACAAGAUCUGGACAGUGACAGUGAGCCCUGAGCUCAGGGACCGCACCCCACUGGUGAUGGUGCAUGGCUUCGGGGGCGGCGUGGGCCUCUGGAUCCUCAACAUGGAUUCACUGAGCACCCGCCGCACGCUACACACCUUCGAUCUGCUAGGCUUUGGGCGAAGCUCGAGGCCAAUGUUCCCGAGGGAUCCAGAGGGGGCCGAGGACGAGUUUGUGACCUCAAUAGAAACGUGGCGGGAGAGCAUGGGAAUCCCCAGUAUGAUUCUCCUAGGGCACAGUCUGGGAGGAUUCCUGGCCACUUCCUACUCGAUCAAGUACCCUGACAGAGUUAAACACCUCAUCCUGGUGGACCCAUGGGGCUUUCCCCUCCGACCAACUGACCCCAGUCAGAUCCGUGCACCCCCGACCUGGGUCAAGGCUGUGGUCUCUGUCCUAGGGCGUUCCAAUCCACUGGCUGUUCUUCGAGUCGCUGGGCCCUGGGGGCCCGGCCUGGUACAGCGAUUCCGACCGGACUUCAAGCGCAAGUUUGCAGACUUCUUUGAUGAUGAUACUAUAUCAGAGUAUAUCUACCACUGCAAUGCACAGAAUCCCAGUGGGGAGACGGCAUUCAAAGCCAUGAUGGAGUCCUUCGGCUGGGCCCGGCGCCCCAUGUUAGAGCGAAUUCACUUGAUUCGAAAAGAUGUGCCCAUCACCAUGAUCUAUGGGGCCAACACCUGGAUAGACACCAGCACAGGGAAAAAGGUGAAGCUGCAGCGGCCGGAUUCCUACGUCCGAGACUUGGAGAUCGAGGGUGCCUCGCAUCACGUGUAUGCAGACCAGCCGCACAUCUUCAACGCGGUGGUGGAGGAGAUCUGCGACUCAGUCGAUUGA
Messenger RNA from Rangifer tarandus platyrhynchus (Svalbard reindeer), 1068 nucleotides. Lineage: Eukaryota; Metazoa; Chordata; Mammalia; Artiodactyla; Cervidae. The record is from the annotation of a GenBank genome assembly.